GUUCCUCCUCCGCUGCCGGUCCCGGGGCUCCAGCAGACUCUGGUGUGGUACCUGCGGGCGGUGCAGCACCUGGUGUCGGAGGCUCAGUUCAGCAGAACAUCAGCAGCAGUGGAGGAGUUCAGGAGAGCAGGAGGAGCAGGAGAAACCCUGCAGAGACGCCUGCUGGAGAGACGAGCACACACACACAACUGGGUGAACCAGCUGUGGCUGGAGGACAUGUACCUGAAGAACACACUCCCCCUGCCCGUACACUCCAGUCCAGCGCUGGUGCUGCCCAUACAGGCCUUCAGAGAGCCGGGAGACCGUCUGGAGUUUGCGGCUCGUCUCAUUCUAGGUGUUUCUGGGUUGAAGGCUGCAGUGGACAGGGACAGUCUGCCGCUGGACUCUGCUGGGUCGGGUGUCCCGCUCUGCAUGGAUCAGUAUAAGCGUCUCUUCAGCUGCUACAGACGGGCCGAACUCCAGCAGGACACACUGAUCAGCGCAGAGCCCUCACCUGCAGAUCCACAUGCCAUAGUGGCCUGCAGGAACCAGUUCUUCGUGCUGAACCUGUCGGUCGGCUGCAGGACCCUGAGCCAGUCGGAGCUCCAGCAUCAGCUGCUGUGGAUCACUGAGCACACACACACUCACACACACACUCACACACACACACCGCAGCAGCAGCAGCAGCCAGCGCUGGGCUUACUGACCGCUGCCUGCAGGAGAGACUGGGCCACUGCCCGACAGCAGCUGCUUACAGAGGAGGAGAACAGGCGUUCUCUGGAGCUGAUGGAGCGGUGUGUGUGUGUGGUGUGUCUGGACGAGCCGGCGGGACUCGAACCCUGUGCCGCAGACAGAGCAGCACUGAUCCUGCACGGCGGAGGACCAGAGAGAAACGGAGGAAACCGCUGGUACGACAAACCCCUGCAGUUUGUGGUUGGAGCAGACGGUGUGUGUGGAGUGGUGUGUGAACACUCUGCCUCCGAGGGCAUUGUGCUGGUGCAGUGUGUUGAACAUGUGCUGAAACACACGUAUGUAAACGAGCUUGAACACACACACGUCUCCGACACACACGUCUCCAGCCGGACCGCUGGUCUUCCUCAGCCAAGCAGAUUACUGUGGAAAUGUUCCCCACGGGUGGAGGAGAUGCUGGCGGCGGCUGCGGAUCAGCUGCAGCGGCUGGUCUGGGAUCUGCACAUGAGUGUGUGUGUGUUCUCGGCCUUCGGGAAGACUCUGAUCAAACAGCAGCGCAUCAGUCCAGACGGCUUCAUCCAGCUGGCCAUUCAGCUCGCCUACUACAGGACCCACAGUAGAGCGGUGUCCACCUAUGAGAGUGCGUCUCUGCGCCGCUUCCACCUCGGCCGUGUUGAAAACAUCCGCUCAGCCACAGCGGAGGCUCUGCGCUUCUGCACGGCCAUGAGCGGGGGCGGAGCUUCAGUUCAGGACUCCGAGAAGAUGGAGAAACUCAGAGCAGCUGCAGACGCUCAGGCUCAGGUCACACUGAUGGCUGUCACUGGGAAUGGGAUGGACAAUCACUUACUGGGACUGCGGGAAAUGGCCAGGCAGAUGGAGAUGGAGAUGCCGGACAUAUUCUCUGAUGAAACAUAUAAGAUCAGCAACCAUUUCAUCCUGUCCACCAGUCAGGUUCCCACUGAGAUGGAGAUGUUCUGCUGCUAUGGUCCAGUGGUUCCAGACGGCUACGGCAUUUGUUAUAAUCCUCAGCCGGAUCACAUCGUGUUCUCGGUGUCGAGUUUCAGAGAGAAUAAAGAAACCUGUUCAGAUCGGCUAGCAGAAGAGCUGCAGGUCGCACUGCUGGACAUGAAGAACCUGUGCAUGAAACACACUGACCACAGAGACGCAGCAGAACACCAGUCCAUGUAACACCACACUGACCACAGUAACACCACACUGACCACAGUAACACUACAGUAACUACACUACACUAACCACAGUAACACUACACUAACUACACUACACUAACCACAGUAACACCACACCGACCACAGUUACACCACAGCAACACCACACUAACUACAUUACACUAACUACAUUAACCAUAGUAACACCACACUAACAUUACAGUAACACCACACUAACUACACUACACUAACUACACUAAC
Danio aesculapii is the source of this 2096-nucleotide messenger RNA. RefSeq names its product choline O-acetyltransferase-like. Gene Ontology annotation, biological process: acetylcholine biosynthetic process; neuromuscular synaptic transmission. The annotation marks the transcript as partial. Gene Ontology annotation, molecular function: choline O-acetyltransferase activity. Lineage: Eukaryota; Metazoa; Chordata; Actinopteri; Cypriniformes; Danionidae. The transcript is spliced from 12 exons. The record is from RefSeq and is a predicted model, not a curated record. Gene Ontology annotation, cellular component: cytoplasm; neuron projection.